ACGGGCGAUGGCGGCGGCCCGUACGCUGCGGGGGGGCGGCUGUUGCCGCCACUGCCGUCUCCUUUUCUCCUCUUCCUUCUCCUCAGCCGGCGGUGGCCCCACGGCUCAGCGCGGGGAGCGGCAGGAGAGCGCGGGUCUGGGUUUCAGCCCCCCCGCACACUCCCGUAACGACUGGAUCGGUCCCCCUGACAAGCACUCCAACCUGCGGCCGGUCAUCUUCUAUGUGCCCCCUGAGGAGUCGCCCCUGGAGCGGCGUCUGCGGGAGGCGCGGCAGGAGGCCCAGGCCUGUGACCAGCACUUCUGGGCGCAGCACAACCGCACCUUCCGCCAGGAAAAAGAAGAGUUUAUUUAUUCAAGACUGAAAGCCAAGGGUCUGGAAAUGAGAGAUGAAACAGGUCAAAAAGCAACACUGAAUGCAGAAGAAAUGGCUGACUUUUACAAGGACUUUCUAAGUAAAAAUUUUAGAAAGCAUAUGCAGUAUAACAGCAUGGGUCUCUUAAUGCUGCUAAUUGAAACUGAUAAAUAUGCAAGUAAACCAGUUGAAAUUUCUAUAUAUAGUUGACUGGUAAAUAAGGACUGGUAAAUGUGAUUCAUCUCAGAGGAAAAUGGUUUCAUGAGAAUAAUAUUUAGUAUUCUUGGUUAUAUUAUUUUGCAAGCAUACAGUAAAAAUGAAAGUGAUUAGCCUUGAGUUUGAGGUCUUUUUGUGUGGCGAAGCAUUAGUAAAAUGAUCAUGUGAACUCAUCCUAUGUAGAACCUCAGCUACAGCAGGAUAAGCCCACAUCCACCAUGCCUCUUCACAACAUCUGCUGCGUUGUUUCAGCGUUACCGUUUGUACAGUAACUUGAUAAACUGGAUUUGAGAUCUGGAACAACUGAAAAACGACUUGCAAACACAUGUUACCCUGCUAGUAGCUGUGCACACUUGGUAGAGGGCAAGGAAUGAGAAGCUGGAGGAGGAGAGUACUUAGUCCAGUUACAGUAGCACUGUCCACUGAACAUGAAAACACAACUUCAGUUUCUUCUCUGCAUUGGAUUGAAAGAUUAUUGGGCUCAAAGGUGUCAAGUGUUAGUGGGUUCCUAAUGGUAUAAUGCUAGUGAGAAUUCUACCAUCACUAUAACUGAUCUACAACAAAUUGUGGUUUAGGAUUCUUUGUAUGUAUUGCGCAUAUACUGUAACACUAUACUGUAAGUACAAUUUUACUUUAACAAAUAUUUAAAACAAAUAUGCACAUCUUGUCUUGCGCACGGGGGGUGGCAGGGCGUGAAACCUCACUAAAUACCUAGGCAACAGCAUGAAAAGAUGGAAAGUAAAAAAUUCUUUUUAUUAGGAGGAUUGUUGUUCAAAUUGCCUAUAACUGAUGAGUGAGAAAGCAAAUAGGUUAUCUUAAAACUGGUCACCAGAUGCCAUUGUUGUAGUGACGUUGGGAUAGCAUCCCGUCUUCAUGGUAAGAGAGUUCAGGCUUUGCGCCUAAACAUUACCUUCCUUGUUGCUGCCUUGUACAAUCAGGUAGUGUAAGCUGCAUUGUUGUAGUUUCAAAGUGGAACUGCACAGCCCUGAAAUCAGUGGAGUUUUUAACAGGCAUUCUGAUUUUGAGGGGUCAUAUUUAUAAAAAUCUGUUUAUGCAUUCAGCUGUAUGUUCUUUUGCAGUGUUGCCAGCUGGCCUGAAAACUGCAGCUGCUGAAGCGUUGCAACUUCUAAAAUCUAGUUAAAAUUGAAACAAUGGCUGUGCAUAGACGCCAUGAAUAUUUAGUUCAGGACACUUAGACUGGAAAUACAGUGUAGUUUAGGAAAAAAAAUUCAAGAAGGGUAUAGGAAAUAAGACAUGAAAGGGGAAAAGAAGCAGUUGCAAUGUUAGCGUGAUAUUGUGAUUUAACAUGACAUUUCAGGGGGUAGCGCAGUGCUGCUUGUCAGCAUGAUUUUGGCCACUAUCCUUACUGAGAAGUUAGUAUCUCAGGUUUAUGUUAGAUCUGUACAUGCAAGGUUUUCCACAGACAUCUCAAGAGAAGACCUAAAUCCCUUAAUAUUCCCUCCUAGUUCUACAAUAAGUAUAUUCUAUUGUUUCUGCAGCAUUUUACAAAAUGGGGGAGUGAUCCUUAUUGGAAAUUACAAAGAAAUUAGGAAAUUAGUUUGUAACAGGGGCAAGAAUUUGAAGCAAGUUCUCAGAGGUUGAUACAGACUAUCUGAUCUAUAUCUUGAAUUGGCUCCAGAAGUCAUGCAUGCUGCCUAAAAAUGAUUUAAAUAUAUAAACACUAACUUUGGCAAUAUUAAAGGCAUCAUCUUUAAAGUGUACUGCGUUAGAAACCUAAUGUUUCCUGUAUUAGGUUAUACAAUUAGUCUUUGAAGUGUCAUUUUAUUUUUCUCCCCUUCAUAGGUGACCAGCUGUGCCCUUUCCAACACACGCAUUUUCAUACAUGCACAAACAAAUCCUACCCAUAGCACAGCACUGGUAGGAAAUUCUUCUAGGUAGCUUGCUGAUCUGCUUUACUUUUGAGACAUGGUUACAAUUAUUUUAUCUUACCUGAUUCCAAAUGCAAUUGGUCAUAAGACUACCCAUCCCUUAACUUUUUUACAGUUAAGUUCUCAAUGGUUAUAGCCCUACAGUCUACAUGUAAUCUGUUCAUGGAUGUGGAUAUUCAUAAACCUUUUUAUAGGUUAUUUAACUCUAAUUAGGCAUGAAAAUUGUUGCCACAAAGAAUGGAAAAGCAUGUUGUCACUGAAUUGUCAUUUGUCAAUUCCAAAGGAUAUUUUAAUAUAAUCAUGUGCCUUUCUCCUGUUCUUGUUCUGUGUGCUGAUGAUUUUCCUGGCUUUGGAAUCCUAGAGAUUGGUAUAAACGUAACUUUACUAUCACAUUCCUCAUGGGACAAGUAGCACUGGCAAGAGCUCUGAGGCGGCUUCGUUGGAAAAAGAAAAAUGUUGGAAAUCAGUGAUUGCAGCUCCAUGAAGAAUGCAACACUAGCUAGGCCUGCUAUAAACUUGUUGUUUAUAGUGAUGCUCACAAUCCGAAUGACUAAUGUAAUAAUUGCUUGAAUCUGUUUGUUAAACUAUGUAAAUAAAAGUUGUUAUUGGGCUUAAUUUA
Messenger RNA from Grus americana (Whooping crane), 3076 nucleotides. RefSeq names its product cytochrome c oxidase assembly factor 8. Bases 8 to 562 code for a protein of 184 amino acids. Lineage: Eukaryota; Metazoa; Chordata; Aves; Gruiformes; Gruidae. The transcript is spliced from 5 exons. Gene Ontology annotation, biological process: intrinsic apoptotic signaling pathway. Gene Ontology annotation, cellular component: mitochondrion. The record is from RefSeq and is a predicted model, not a curated record.